UGAAUAAUUCAAUGGUAGAAUCAGAACGAUUACGAAGGCGUAACAAGUUCCUUUGUGACCAGUUGAUUGAAAAUAGAGAGCUUUAUAAUUUUAAUAUGAAACUUGAACCUCCUCGUGUUAAUCCUACAGGCAAUGAAUCUUCUCAAUUUUUCUAA
Molecule: messenger RNA, 155 nt
Organism: Funneliformis caledonium
Lineage: Eukaryota; Fungi; Glomeromycota; Glomeromycetes; Glomerales; Glomeraceae
Source: the annotation of a GenBank genome assembly